UGUUUCCUGCCUCUAGCAUGUCCAAGCCAUUAACAAUGUUAUAUGUUUCAAUGAGAUACCCUUCUAAACUCCAGAGUGUACAAGCCCAGCUGCUCCAUUCUCUCAGCAAGGAGAAGGGUCUCGACCCGAAACGUCACCCAAUCCUUCUCUCCAGAGGUGGACUCGACCAGAGUUGGAACUGAAAUGGCAGACAAAGCAGACUUCAGGGAGGUGGCUGCCUUUGACAAGAGCAAAUUGAAGAAAAAGUACACAGAAGUGAAGAACACACUCCCCACAAAAGAAACUAUUGAUCGGGAGAAGAAAGUAGAGAGCGGCUAGUUGCUGAAAUUGUACAGUAUCCAUAGCGGAGGGAGUCGCUCAGCCUUAUUUGGAGAGAUGAAGCCCAUUUCUUACUGUGAACUGAACUACUGAAGGGGCAGACCACUGCUGGUUCUGAAACCUUUUGGGCCACGGCUGUGAUUUAUCCAGUGUUGUAAAGGAAAUGAAUAAAAAUUCAAUUUGCACAAAAAAAAAAAAAUCCCUUCUCUCCAGAGAUGCUGCCUGGCCCGCUGAGUUACUCCAGUUUAUUGUGGCUGUCUAGUAAAAAAAAGAAAACACUGAUUUUUGCGCCCUAAUGGGCCUGUUCUACUUAAGCGGUUUUUCAGCGGAAUGCCGGUGACUGUCAAGUUGCCAGCACUCGCCUGAAAACCCGGGAACUGGAACGGAGACUGUCAGAGUGGAACACACACACACACACAGACACACACGCGCACAC
This is a messenger RNA of Leucoraja erinaceus (little skate), 754 nucleotides long. Its product is annotated as thymosin beta-10-like. The coding region runs from base 184 to 318 and encodes 44 amino acids. Gene Ontology annotation, cellular component: cytoplasm. Lineage: Eukaryota; Metazoa; Chordata; Chondrichthyes; Rajiformes; Rajidae. Gene Ontology annotation, molecular function: actin monomer binding. The record is from RefSeq and is a predicted model, not a curated record. Gene Ontology annotation, biological process: actin filament organization; regulation of cell migration. The transcript has a single exon.